Mucor velutinosus is the source of this 1557-nucleotide messenger RNA. RefSeq lists its product as uncharacterized. Bases 1 to 1557 code for a protein of 518 amino acids. The record is from RefSeq and is a predicted model, not a curated record. NCBI's taxonomy places the organism in Eukaryota, Fungi, Mucoromycota, Mucoromycetes, Mucorales, Mucoraceae. The transcript has 3 exons. Gene Ontology annotation, molecular function: protein binding.
AUGGUUGCUACGACAUUGUUGAUCAAUUUCCCAGAAGAAAUUUGGGAGCGAAUUUGCUCCUUCUUGAAUUUUCUAGACAGAUUUCAGUUGGCAAUGACAAGCAAAAAGUCUUACGAUAUUGUGAAAAUGAUCAGAAGCAAUAUUUACCUAGCUGUUGACCUGAACGACCAGCGCCAAAGCAGCUUCCUCGUGCAUCAGGUUGAACAUUUACAGAUUUCCAAUCCUUCAGUCUAUUUUCAUGACCUUUAUAAGGUUCUGACGCAAUUUCGAUUUGUUAAUCACCUUGAUCUUACCCUUUUGGAUCAGGAAAACUUCAACAGCGGUCGAUUUUUGUCUUGCAUUGAUCAAACAAGACGCUCGUAUAAAAUAACUGUCAACCCAGAUUAUUUCAAGAAGCUCAGAAUAGAAGUUGAUUUUAAAAAGAACAAAAGUGUUGAAUUAAUCGAAUCAAAAAAAAGAAGAAAUGAGGAAGAAGAUGGUGGUCGAGGCAAAGGCUUAGGCCGUCGUGCCAGAGAGGUUUCACCAGUCAGUGAGAUUAUGGCUCCUUUGACAACCAGCCUGCUAAUGUACGAGAGAAGACUACGAGUGAUCAUAGCAGCACCCAACGAUUAUAUCCCAAGUGCUUUAUCAAAGUUUGAUAUUUCAAACGAAUACCGUACCAUGAUGACUGGUCUAGAGGACUUGUGUACUGGGAAGGCAUUAGAGAAUAAUGUAUCGUCGUUAGGUUCAGCCUUUGUAGAGUCCAUUCUAGUUUCAAAUCAAGGAUGUUAUGUGUUGGUAACACAGCUAGAGGUCUAUUACAAAGACAAGUCCGUUGAUGAUACCAGCAUCAACAACGUGCAGCUGAUAAACAACCACCAUCAAAAGCGCCCAGUAGUUAAAACUGAGAGAAAAACAGCAUAUAAAAACGCUUGGUAUGAGUUGAAGAUAUAUUUUAAGAAUUACGAAUUGCUUAUUACCGGUGCUGUUUGCGGGAGAUUUGACAACGAUCAACAUGAGUGUUUCUUAGGAAGUUCAAGCGCUCCAGUCACCCUCAUGCAACAAACACACUGGCUAAUUAUCGCACCGCAGACCGCCGUUCCUUGCGAGAGAGAUGCUCGUUUAUUGCAAAGUUUUCGCAAUACAGCCAGCACCAACAAUUGGACAUUCAAAUCUCAAAACUUUGUAAAAAAGGGAUUUUACACCGAGCAUCCUCUUACUUUUCACGAAAACACAAACAGAGUUGUAGAUUAUUUCAGCUUGGCGUCAUACAUUCUGUAUUGUGGUUCAAGAGGUGUCAUUAAUCAUUCCCAAGUACAGAAAUGCAGAGAAAUGGCUGAGACGAUGGAAGUUUGGAAAGAUCUGGGUCUGUCACAAAAGCCAAAUUAUAAUGCAGCAAUACUGGAAGCAACCAAGCAAAGCACAAAUAUUGGCCAAUUCAAAAAAUGGAUGCUGCAAUUCAUUUACGGCGAUGAAGAGAGAGAUGCCACCAACAAUGAAUUAACAUUACUGUACAAGAAUUUCUUAUAUCAGAAAUUACGAGCUAUCAAUGACAAAAGAAUGAAGCUGAUCAAGUAG